Molecule: messenger RNA, 1191 nt
Organism: Coccomyxa subellipsoidea C-169
Lineage: Eukaryota; Viridiplantae; Chlorophyta; Trebouxiophyceae; Coccomyxaceae
Product: auxin efflux carrier
Exons: 8
Coding region: 1-1191 (396 amino acids)
Biological process (GO): endoplasmic reticulum to cytosol auxin transport
Cellular component (GO): membrane
Source: RefSeq, a predicted model, not a curated record
AUGAGUUUCGCGUUCCUUCUCCUCACAAGCGCUUUACCAGUGGUCAAAGUGUGCCUGCUAUCUCUGGUGGGAGUGGCACUAGCACAUCUGGGAGUCUUGGAUGCCAAGGGUCGCAAUUCAUUGAGCAAAUGCAUCUUCUAUUGUUUCAUCCCCAGCCUCACUUUCACAAAGCUGGCUGCCUCGGUUGACCUGACCAACAUGGGUCGCUGGUGGUUCCUGCCAGUCAAUGUCUUGCUCAGCAUAAUUGUUGGCAUGGGCAUUGGAUGGGUCUUUGCGCGCGUGCUCAAGGCCCCCAGGCAUCUGCAGCCACAUGUCAUCUGCUCCAUAGCAGCAGGCAAUGUGGGCAAUCUGCCGUUGGUGCUGGUGGCGGCACUGUGCGAAGAUCCUUCGUCGAUGAUAGCCAAUGCUGUGCCUGCGGGCAAAUGCACGGAGCUGGGCAUUGCGUAUGUGGUGUUCGCCAUGUGGGUGGCUGGGCUCUUCCAGUUCUCCGUCGCCUAUUUUCUCCUCAAGCCCUCUCCAGAGGACACAGCCGACAAGCUGCCGACAGUGCUGCAAGAGCAGCCGGGGCACCUGAGGUUGGGCAGGGCCCUUCAUGGAGCAGCCAACUUUGAUGUCCUGGAGUUGCAGCCGCUCAGAGACUACCGCGCAGCCGCCUCUGAUAUCAUCAACCCUGAGCGCAGCGUGCAGAGCGCGCAUGCAAUGCUGAAUAUGCCGGUGCUAUCGGCGUUCGCGGGGCUGUUUGUUGGGUGCACUCCAUUUCUCAAAGGGCUCCUUUUCGGGCCCUCUGCCCCAUUCGGCUUUGUCAAGGACUGCCUGGAGGUGCUUGCAGCGCCCAUGAUCCCCUGCAUGAUGAUGGUGCUGGGCGCUGUGCUGUACAAGGGCCCAGGCAGUGCUUCUCUGGCCCCCCGCCUCAUUGUAGGCGUGGCUUUUGUGCGCCUGCUGCUCGUGCCACUCCUUGGCACACUGUUGGUGUUGGGGCUGAGGAGGGCGGGUGUGCUGGUGCCCCCCAAUGCACUGUUCACGCUGGUUCUGCUACUGGGCCACAGUACUCCCACAGCCAUCAACGUGCAGACGCUGGCUACUCUGCACCAGAAUGGCGAGCAGGAAGUGUCCGCGCUGCUGUUCUGGCAGUAUGUGGGUGCCAUUUUCACGCUGCCCCUGCUACUCACUUUCUUCUUCCAUGUCCUGUGA